GCUAAUUUUAAAAAUAAAGUCCAACUUGAAAAUGAAAAUAGCAAUGUUGAAUCAAAUUUUACAAUCAAUUAUUUGAAUUUUACGUAACCGACUGGCUGAUAAACAGUAUAAAUAAAACAUUUAUGAUUUAAUAUCGAUUGUUUAUCAGGUUAUAAAAGGCAAGCACGACGAAGUAAAAAAUGACAACGCUAUGUAAUAACAACCAAACCCUGGAUAUAUUUGACCAAAAUAUAUCUGAUGUUAAAUUAGUAGCUUUUGGGAGUAUUCCAGUAGAUACUGCUGUGGAGAAAACGAUAGGCAUUGAAAAUACUACUGAUAAAGGCCUAACAUACAGGGUGUCAAAUAUCUAUAUUCUGAACAGCGUGGAUCAUGUGUUCAAAAUAUCCAUAACGUCGAGCUAUGUGCAGCCGGGUGAAGCUGCUCGAAUCAAGAUUGUGUUCAAACCCAACAUUGUGGGGCAAUCGUUCACUGAAUACUAUCUUGUGGAUGACACCAGUGGCAAUACUUAUAGGCUCACUGUCACAGGAAGAAGCUAUGGUCCAAGAGUAAAGCUAGAUAAAAAGAAAUUGGUCUUUCGAAUUUGUAAAAAUGUAACGGAACAAAGAAAGGAGGUAAUCAAUAUUGUGAACACAUCGUCUGUGGAUACGACGUACCAGUGGUAUAUGCCUGCUUCUGGUCAAGGAUGUUUCCAAAUUUCGACGGGCAACUGUGGUCUCAUCAGAGCUUUCGAAACUAUAACAACUACGGUUAUCUUCACUGGAAUACCUCUUGGAAUAUACACUGGAGAGCUGGUCUGUUUGGUCCUUCAUCAGCAUCCCUUAUUCUUGAAUGUGUAUGCGACAGUCGUUUUACCUGGAAACCCAUUACUUAGUAUCCGAGAGCAUGUUUUUGUGAAGAAUUGGAAGCACAAGUCUCGCACCGUCCAUUUAAUGGAGAAUAGUCUGAACCGACUGACUUAUAUACCGUCUGCUACGGUGUUUGAAAGAUACCUUGACUUCGGUACGGGCAGUGUUACGGAUACCACCAGGAACAUAUCACAAACAAUUUGUGUCACCAAUCAUGAAGACCAAGAGGGCUAUAUACAAUGGAUGCCAGAUCCUGAUAACAUAUUCUUAGUAGACCCAAUCGCUUCUAUCAUACCUCCAAAUGAAUCAAGACUGUUUACUGUCAGAUACAGGCCUAAAAUUGAGAAUGAAGUCUAUGGGUACCUCAUGUGCGGAGACUAUCAGGUCAAAAAAUUUGUAAGCGCUACUGAUGAGAUCAGACUGAAGCACUCAUUGUUUCGUAUUCCGUGUACGGGCAACACGUGGAUGCCUUGUACCGAAUGGGUGACGGAAUGGGAUUGUCCCUCUGAGGUAAUUCUGCCACCAACAGUACCAACUAGGUCCACUUUCGCUAAUUUCAUGCUGUCAAACAAGUUUGAAAUUCCUAUGCAUUUUAAAUUCGAUCCACCAUACGGCACGAAUUUCGUCGUAAUGCCAGUUUGUGGAAUCGUUCCGGGCCGCGGAUGGCAGAUUAUAUCAGUAGGUUUGGAACCAAAAUGUUUUGGUGAUUAUUGCGAAGCGUGGGACCUUAUUAUUAACAAGGUGCAAAAGACAUCUAUCAGCUUCACGGGUAACGCAGAAAUGAGUCAAGUGGAGGUAAUGUCCCAUGGUUACCAUCCAGCAACGCAUGCGAUGCUGGAGUUCCCUCCUACGAUCACUGGCUGCACCAACUAUUGCACGUCAUACCUUCACAACCUCACUCGGAUGGAAAUGCAUAUACGAGUAUUAUGUAAUGUCGACUGGAUGGGAGCCGAUAGCUGCGGAUCUCUAAUUCUCCCACCCAAAGAAAUCAUACAUUUUCAUUGGUGGUUCUUCCCCAAAAUCCCUGACAAAGUAUAUGAAACGACCAUAACUUUAACUUGCGUCUGCUUGAUUAAAGGACAGGCGGUCGGGGAACCGACUGAAGUGUUUAUCGCCAUUUCUGGCUUUUCGGAAUUUCCUGAUUUGAGGAUCUUGCCAAAGGACUAUAAUCUCCAUGAUGUUGUUGUCGGGGAAAGCGUCACGUUUCCCGUGACUUUGUACAACAAUGGCUCUUGUUACUUUACGUCUAAGUUGUACCACACUAUUGAAGGUAUGGGGGACGACUAUACAGGCGAUAGACUUGAAAUCGAUUCAUCAGUGAAUAGUUUGAAACCAUCGAAUCACUGCACCGUUAAAAUGACGGUGACUCCUGACGGGGCCGGAUCACGGAGACUCCGUAUCAAGUACACUGUCCUCUACCGCACGGAAAAUGAUGAAGUUGAGGAGAUACAGCCAAUUAUGACUAAGAUAUGUACCAUUUUUUACGAUGGGAUUUAUCCGACAAUUAAGGUGAAGCGCACACUAUCAAAUAAAUGUCCAGUAAUUCUCAGUAAUCAUUGCGUCUGGAAUAUCGUCAAUGUUGAAGAACUUAAUCAGGCUUUUGUGGACUGUCGCCCAAAUAAUCCAAUCGGUGUCAAUAUUUACGCUCCUGAUUUAUGUGUCCGAACUGAUCACGUCGAGCUGGUAUUUGUAAUGGGCUGUGUGUACCAAGUUCCUGUGCCUUGGAGUCUCCGUAGAGAGAAGAUUUGUGACUGUAAUAUGAUACAAGUGAAAAUAGCGACUUCAAAGUACGAAAUGAGACACACCUGCCCUCAUAGGCAGCUGGUGGAAUUGUACCCCUUAAGCGGGAUUGUUUCGCCUGACAAUCCCAACCUGCUGUAUCUAAAAUUCACCUACUCUAGUAAAGGUUUGAACACACUGUGCUAUGUGAUGACAAUGCCGAAUCAAAGAACAAUUUAUAUCUACGUUCACAUUUACGCGUAUCUGAACACGAGAGGAUUGCUGACGCCAUUGCGUCGUCCUGUGGGAGUUGGCGAGUAUUUGGCGGUACUGGACUGUGGUAGAGUGCCCAUUAAUAACCUGGAUCCAGUUAUAAGGAUUGUAUGGCUGUACAACCCUACUGAUGUGUUCACUACUUGGCGUUUACUUCGUGGUAACACUAACCCAGAUUCUGUGAUCCGUUGUUUGCUCUACUUUGCUGAAGUACCGCCCCUUGGAAAACUAGCCAUACCAUUUGCUUUUAUGCCCACGGAAAUGAUAGAUUAUGAGGUGAUAUUCCUCUGUUCCUUCGGCUACGAAAAUGAAAGGAUUCAAGUGAAAGGGCAAGGAGGUCUGCCAAAUUGUAUCGAGACCAGACUGGACAUUCCAAUAUAUGUUGAACGGAUCAUCAGAGAGGCGCACAGGCAAGAAGUGGUAUAUCUCUCGAUGGAACAUCUGACACUACCGGUGAUGUCGACGCACUCCUUGUCUAGGGAUAUAAUAAGCAUCUACAACGACACUGACCACAUUAUGAGGUUCAUUUGGCUACCAGAAAGAAUAGCGAAUAUCUUGAACGUUGUGAUGACGCCAUGCUGGGGGGUGAUCCAGCCCAAGAGUUCCGAAUGGAUUACAAUGACUGCCUACACGCUCCAGGAGCCUGCAACAUUCACGACGACUGUCGCCUGCGAGAUUUUAGAUUUGACAAAUCGUAAGAUAUAUCAACAAAAUAAACUUCAGAGGCGAAACAAAAUCGAAAAAUGUAACCAAGAGUUCAUUAUAACUGAACAAGGAAUGUUCCACCCUGGUAUAAACGAUUCGCCGCCGUAUGUGCUGGAUUUAGAAUAUCCCCAACCAAGUUACUUGGCAAUGACGGUGUCAGUGUCUUCGAAAGGCCAGCGAGAUGGAUACCCGAGAAUGCUGUUAAGACAAAUGUGGCAACAGCCACCUCCAUACGAUUUACUGGCAUCAGACUUGACCGAGUUGAAUAAGGAACGUCCGACAACAAGCAACAGUAUGACUGUCACCGAUAUACUUAGAAUUAUCGACGGAAUUUUAUGGGACGCCAUGCACAGUAAAAUGUUUAAAUGCCAGAUAGAAUACUACUCCAAAGAGGAAAUACCGACUUAUGAACAAACUAUGAGAGGGUACACAAGGGAGAUCAAGCCAAAGUUGAGUCGAAGAGUCACUUCUGGAAUUUGCGAUGCUAUUGUCAACAAGGCAGUGUUCCACAAUUUCGGCCUCAAUGCUAAGCAGUCCCCGAUCAUGGAAGCGGAAUGAUUAUUGUUAAUUAAUUAAUACUUAUUAAUAUUAUUUUAAUGAAAUAAACAGUUAUAUUUGAAAACUGAUUU
Molecule: messenger RNA, 4171 nt
Organism: Spodoptera litura
Lineage: Eukaryota; Metazoa; Arthropoda; Insecta; Lepidoptera; Noctuidae
Product: cilia- and flagella-associated protein 65
Source: RefSeq, a predicted model, not a curated record